AUGCCCCUGCAGAGGCCUGGCCGUCUGAGGCUGCACCCUGCCUGGAGGGCCAUGCAGCCCCGGCUGGGCGUAGGCCUGGGUCUGGGCCUGGACCUCACCUUCCUGCUGUGGAUACUGAGCCUAGCACAGCAGGCCCUGGUCACGGCCUCUCAGAAACUGGACGAAACGGACCCUGUGGUCACCACCGUCUACGGCAAACUGAGGGGCGUCAAGAAGGAGCUCAACAACGAGAUCCUGGGACCCGUCAUUCAGUUCCUGGGGGUACCUUAUGCCGCACCCCCCACGGGCGAGAGGCGCUUCCAGCCCCCGGAGCCGCCCAUCUCGUGGCCGGAGGUCCGCAACGCCACUCAGUUUGGCCCGGUCUGCCCCCAGACCAUCGUGGAGGGGCGCCUGCCGGACGUCAUGCUGCCUGUGUGGUUCACUAACAACCUGGAGAUAGUGUCUUCUUACGUACAGGACCAGAGCGAGGACUGCCUUUUCUUAAACAUUUAUGUCCCCACUGAGGAUGGUGAGUUAACAGCAGGACCAACAGGAAAAACAGACCUAAACCAACAACCCCUUUUUAAAUAUAUUCAUAUUUGUUUUGUGCUGACAAGAGUGUGAAAAGCAUGACCUCUGCAUGUUUACGUGCAUGACACUGCUUUUGUGUGUGUGAGUAUAUAUGUGUGUGUGUGCCUCUGUGUGUGUGUGUGUGUGUGUGUGUGUGUGUGUGUGUGUGUGUGUGUGUGUGUGUGUGUGUGUGUGUGUGUGUGUGUGUGUGUGUGUGUGUGUGUGUGAAUCUGUGUGUGAGUGUCUGUGUGUGUGUGUCUGUCUGUGUGUGAGUGUGCGGCUGUUCAUCAGUCUCCUGAUCCCUUCCUCACACACAUCCUCCUGUCCACCACAGCACGUCCAUUCAGGUGAGACUGGUUCCUCCUUUCCCCUCCUCCUACUGCUCCUCCUCCUCCUCCUCACUCCUCACUCCUCACUCCUCACUCCUCACUCCUCACUCCUCACUCCUGACUGACAGCGGCUCAUCAUCUGUCCAUUGUGUGUAGGCACAAUUAAUAGGGCCCAUCAAGGAGGAAGCUCAUGUAAAUAAUGAUUAUUGAUUGAUUUACUGAUUGAUUAAUGAACUAAGCCAGUAAGAGCAACCCACUGGGCACAGACGUCAAUUCAACAUCUAUUCCACAUUGGUUCAACGUAAUUUCAUUGAAAUGACGUGGAAACAACGUUGAUUCAACCAGUGGUGUGCCCAGUGGGCACUCUCUUUGCUACCUCAUUCUCUCCUUCCUCAGCAGUCAGAUAGUGGUGUUGCAUGCUCCAACUGUCCUUAAUGGAGCUCCAUGUUAUUUUUUAGUCUUCUAUUCAUUUUACAGUAAAAAGAAUAUCCAAGGAAUGUGCCAGGAAACCGGGCAAGAAAAUAUGUAGACAAGGAGGUAUGUAUGCACUGGAAUAA
This is a messenger RNA of Coregonus sp. 'balchen', 1435 nucleotides long. NCBI's taxonomy places the organism in Eukaryota, Metazoa, Chordata, Actinopteri, Salmoniformes, Salmonidae. The record is from the annotation of a GenBank genome assembly.